UCUGAGUGAUUUGGCAAAGGCCCAGAAUCAAGCCAGAGGCCACUGCCGCCUUGUUUAUGGGAAACAAGUCGCGCGACUGAGAAGGGGCUGCCAGAAUUUUUUUUUCAAAAAAAUUUUUUUUUUUUAAUUUGUUCUUUUUUUUUAUCACCCUACAUCUCAGGACGGACAUCCCGGAGCUUGUGCAGCUCGCUAAUUCUAUUACUGAAAGUGGUUCCUUCCGGCUUCACUAGUGGUCGCGACCCUCAGUCUUAGCACAGAUGCCAAUCAAGCUUCCCAAAGGCUUUGCCCGGCGUAAAUCGUCUGGCAACGCCUUAGAAGAGGUGGAAAACCCUCCCCAACAGUCUUUCCGCGUUUUUGAGCGCCCGUCGAUCGAAAAAAAAUCCUAUAGUGAAGGCAAUCUUUUGGCGAAAAGGCUAAGCGACGGGCAGCGGUUUUAUCCACCAGCAGAAGAUUCAGACAACAUCUUCGCAGGGGUUGACAGCCCAGGUCAGAGGAACCUAAGCUUGCAUGAGCGUCCAAAGUCCGCAAGAUUUCACUCGCCAACACACCAUCCCACCGAUGGACUAAAUCCAUCUGACACUCAGGCAUCUCACUCCCGAAAUCUGUACGAUAUACCGAUUCCCCCUCUCUCUGGUGCACUGCGAGCCGCUGGUCGAACCUUUUCCUUCGGUGGCAGAUUUUCAAAGGCCACAGCACCAACCCCUUCGCCCCAACCCUCCACCCCAGGCCCCUCUAGAAGUCGAGCGAUGACAGCCAGCACGACGAGUACAGCGACUCCCCCGAAAAUUCUAGAUACGGACUUGCAAUUUGGUCAAGGGGAGGACGAAUUUCAUAAUAUGUUCAACGAAGUUGGGAAACGUGAGGCUUCUCGAGAUAGAACGGGAGAUAUGUUUUCAUCUUCCCCUCCAGAAUCGGCAGCCCGCAAGCAGGAAAAGAUACCGCGUCCAACUCCUAUCAAUACCGACCGAUCGAAGGAAAUUGAGCCCUCACCAUACUCCUGGGAUAGCCGACACUCAGGAGAGGGUCUUCUAAUGUCAAGCGAUUCGCCCCAGGACGAUAGCUCGGAAAUGCAGCAGAUAGUACAUUCUCAUCCUAUGUCUCCAGGGGACCGCCGAAAGUCCUUACCCUUAUCAAGCGCAGUGCCGGCGACAACUACUUCACAUCGUUCGCUGGAAAAACCUCAGGUUGUGUCUGAUAAAAGUCUGAGGAGGAGUGUUCUGUAUGCAAACAAACGAGCUUCUACACCCGUUGAAGAUGAAGAUGCCAAAUUAAUCAUGGAGUCUCUAUAUACCCAUAAAAGAAGCUCGCAGGUUCUGUUAACAUCUGAGCAUGGGGAUUCUGACGCGGAGCAUGACACUCCACUCUUCAGUAACGGCCAUACAAAUACCGCUGAUCGCUCUGACCGUUCGGAUGCUGUUCCAACGCUCGCAAACAAAUCUCUGGGAGUGGCUGAGGACCAUCCCGACCCUUCUAUAGCACUCCAUGCAAGACUUGCUGCGCAGUACGAAGAAAGGCAACCUGCACCGGCAACGUCGAAUAAAGUCAUGACACCUUCGCAAUUCGAACAUUAUAGGCAACAGCAGGAGCUCAGAAGAUCUAACAGUGACCUGUCCAAGAGCGAGGACUCUGCAGAGAGCGAUUUCGAUGAAGAGGACGAAGCAGAAAAAAACCGCGAAGUAGAGAGGCAGCGACGGAAGCAGGAGGCUCAUCUUUCGGUGUAUCGACAGCAGAUGAUGAAAAUGACCGGCCAAGAUACCCCAACAUCAGCACUCCGUCCAGAGGCAGAUCGGGUCAAUAACAGUGCGCCGAACCUGACAGUUACACCAUUGAACCCGGGUACUAGAUCAGGCAGUGGGAAGAGUAGUGAGGGCGAUGAGGACGAGGAAAUUCCCCUAGGAAUCUUAGCAGCGCACGGGUUUCCCAAUCGGAAUCGGCCUCCUAGCCGCCUUGUCCCUUCUAACUCUAUACCCAACCUUCGAGCUUCAUUUCACCAACCUUACAUAUCAUCUUCAAGUUCUGUUGCAGAACAUGAACCUGGUAACCGUUCCAGCCUCCCUGUUUUUGCCAGAAAUCUGCCACGGGAUCCGUACUUUGGAGCAAGUCUAGUCAAUUAUUCUAAUAGAGAAUCUUUGGCUCUAGGAGGUGGUUCAUCGGUUUACGGGGGUCCAUCAGUUGCCGCUAGUCCCUCCCCUGCAUUGCCACCAGGGGGCUUGGUAGGGGUGAUUGCUACGGAGGAGCGAGCAAGAGCAAUGAGAAGAGGCAGUCCCAAUACACAAGCUAUGUAUGAAUUUCAAGGUGGGCCGUCAAUGGUUCCUACUCCGCCUAGUGGAAUCCCCAGGCCCUACACUAUGAUGAGUAUGAACCCUUCAGGCCCAGCUGGACCUCCACAAGGAGUCUCUGCUACAGAGCAGGCACAGAUACAGCUGUCGCAGCAAAUGUCGAGUAUGAUGCAGAUGCAGAUGCAGUGGAUGCAGCAGAUGAUUCAGAUGCAGGGUGGACAGGUUCCAUCUCAACAACCAAUUCCACCUGUAGGCUUACCUGCUACAGCCGCGGCUACCGCAGAUAUGAGACCCUCUUCAAUGCCCUCGGCUGGAGGAAUCAACAAUGCUCCUCCUGGUUAUCACAACGAUCAAAGAACACUUAGCAUGCUUGAUCCAAACGUUUCUUCUCGCCUUAAUAGCCCAGCGAUGCCGUACGCUGUGGGAGGCAACCGCCCAAGUACGCCAGCAGGACAGGGCUAUGCUCCGUCCAUUGCCCCAUCAGAGCGCAGCAAUGUUGGGCUGGCGCCUCGGUAUAGGCCUGUGUCGAUGUUACAGCCAGAACCUGGAUCAGCUGCUUACCCCUUUGUGUCAAAAUCGUGGAAUGAUGAGAAUCACAAGUCGACCCUCUCUGUUGCUUCGCCGGAUAGAUCACAGUCAAUCAUAACGGCUACCCAUCCAAUAUCAAGCGGUGGUAAACCCGCAAUCUCUAGCAAUAUGGUUCAUAGCGCCGACCCAGACGACGACGAAGAUGAAGGCUGGGCCGAAAUGAUGAAGAAACGAGAGAAAAAGCGCAGCAAUUGGAAAAUGAAGAAAGAGACGUCGAGUUUUGGAGAUUUGUUGAAUGUGGUACAUUAACGGAAUCGGUGGAUAAUUUCUUCUUGCCGGUCAUGUUACGAGUAUAUUUUCGUCGCAUACACUUGCGCUUCACUAAUUAUUUCCCUCAUCUCUCAAUAUAUUCUUCGAUGGUGGUAUAUGAACCAGAACUUGUUUGGUUAAUUUCUGUUUCUCUUUUCUUUUCUUCUCUGUGCCCUGUAAGGGGAGAAAGGCAAGGUUGGCGUUUGAAGGUUAAGGAUUUUCCUCUCCAUAUUAGUGAUGUUUCUCAAGUGUGCUCUUCAGCUUUCAGCGCUUGUGCCUUGUGUAUUCG
This is a messenger RNA of Aspergillus alliaceus, 3405 nucleotides long. RefSeq lists its product as uncharacterized. The record is from RefSeq and is a predicted model, not a curated record. NCBI's taxonomy places the organism in Eukaryota, Fungi, Ascomycota, Eurotiomycetes, Eurotiales, Aspergillaceae. The coding region runs from base 258 to 3116 and encodes 952 amino acids. The transcript is spliced from 3 exons.